UCCGUCUUCCCCUCCCCAAUUUCCUUGCUCUCUCUCACUCUCAAUCUUCUUUUCAUCGUCUUCUCAGCUGCUAGUCGUACAGUACUGCUGAUGCUGCGUUAAGCAAAGACUCUUCCAAGACAAGACGGUGCUCCUCGCUGCUCCCGCCAUUGCUGCCUGCUUCUCUGCUACAAAGCACGCUCCUUUUGUUGCCUCCUUACUCUGCUUCCUCUCUGGUGUCGUAGCUCACAAGGCUUUCACUGCUUUACUGCUUUGGAAGCCCAUCCGUAGCAGAAAUAUGUAGAAUACUCGGCCUUUUUGCUCCGGGAGAGUCGUCGCUGUUAUUGUUGCCAUUGAUGCGGAUCGCGCUAGCCAAAUCCCUGCCGACUUUAUUCGCCUGCGACGUGGGAUUGCAGAGGAAUCGCUUUAUCCCCUCGCUUUCUCUCUUCCUUCCUGCUUUACUCUUUCAUCCGCUCGAUCGCUUUUUUGGAGUCCAAAAGUUGAGUUUUUUGAGCUGGUUUUGCUGAUGCAGGAGCAGGAAUCGCAGUGAAAAGCCGUAAAAAUUGGAUUUUGAUGGUGGUUUUGCUGAUCCAGGAACAGGAAUCUUUGCCGGAGAUCUUAAAAAUUGGAUUUUUAGCGGUGGUUUUGAUUCCCAUGUUGCCUGGAGCGAUGGAGGAGACGCUUUUGUUGCGGACGGAGCACGUCGCCGUGACCCGGAAGCCAGUCUCCCCGCCGCACUCUCGGACAGUGCGCAUCUUCUGUGACGACUUCGACGCUACUGACUCCUCCGGCGACGACGAGGAGCGCCCCCGGCUCCGCGUGCGCCGGUACGUGCAGGAGAUUCGCCUGCGUGCUAGGCCCGCCAAGGUGCCGCCGCGGAAGACGAAGGUGGCGCUAGAGAGGGGUGGGGACGACGGCAUCGACGGGGGAGUGAAGCGGUUCCGAGGCGUGCGGCGGCGGCCAUGGGGGAAGUACGCGGCGGAGAUCCGCGACCCCUGGCGUCGUGUCCGGGUGUGGCUCGGAACCUUCGACACCGCGGAGGAGGCCGCGAAGGAGUACGACUCAGCCGCCGUCCGGCUUCGCGGCCCCGGCGCUGCCAUCAACUUCCCUGCGCCAUCCGCCGCCGUUGACUAUGGCAACUUAGCGGACGACACGCCCGGCCUCUGCUCGCCGACCUCCGUCCUCCACGACUUCUCCCCCGCCUCCACCACCACCUCCCCCUCCUCGCCUCCAGAGUCGUACCGCACUUCCGGCGGCGGGAGCCUGCCAAUGGAGCUCGGCGAGUCAACGGCAUUCGAGGUUCCGCCGCUGCUUGACGACUUCUUAGACGUCGUCGCCGGGUCGGCGCCGGGGAGCUACUUCGACGACUCCACUCCGAUCGGCUUCUUAGCGGAGGAAAUGGGCGACGCACUCGUGGGAUCCGGGCUUGGGCUGGAAUUCGGACCAUCGGGGUGGGAGGACGGCGAGUAUUUUAGCGACAUCGGCGAUUUAUUUCCGACGGCGCCUCCUCUCCCCGUAUAAUUGCCGAAUUUUAGUUUUAUCAAGGGAGACAGAGAGGGUUGCUUUCACUUUGACUUUGACUUCAAACGAGUAACAAUUUCCAACUCGUAUCACAUGAUGAAAU
Molecule: messenger RNA, 1603 nt
Organism: Zingiber officinale
Lineage: Eukaryota; Viridiplantae; Streptophyta; Magnoliopsida; Zingiberales; Zingiberaceae
Product: ethylene-responsive transcription factor CRF1-like
Exons: 1
Coding region: 553-1500 (315 amino acids)
Biological process (GO): regulation of DNA-templated transcription
Molecular function (GO): DNA binding; DNA-binding transcription factor activity
Source: RefSeq, a predicted model, not a curated record